Messenger RNA from Caenorhabditis auriculariae, 1514 nucleotides. The record is from the annotation of a GenBank genome assembly. NCBI's taxonomy places the organism in Eukaryota, Metazoa, Nematoda, Chromadorea, Rhabditida, Rhabditidae.
AUGAAGAGCGCCCGCCCACUUUUCGUAGGAACCCAACUGCAAACAGUAGGAAGCGGCGGUUUGCCGGCCGAAAACGAAAGGUCGAGUAACUCUGCCGGGCGAAAUCCCUCUCUUUCUACUUGUUUUCGCUUUUGGCUUGUUUUCACGAGUGCAAACAACCUUUUUCCAGCUCUCCUUGUACGCACCGCAGCUAUGACGGCCAAGAAAGAGAUGAAUAAGAAGAAACGAGGUGAGACAGUUUUUUCAAGAAGUAAAAUUUCCCGUCACAAACUUGAGCCAGUUAUAUAAUAAGCAAAACAUUGUACGAAGAGAAGAAGGUGAAGGCUUUCUUUUUUUUUUGUCCCAAGCUAAUGGAUAGAUUGUAAGUGAUUCCUUGUUGUACAGAAGUUUUAAUAAGGUCAAAGAAGUAUACGUAGAUCCUUAUCUCAAGACUCUCAAAUUGAGAAUAUUUUCUUUUCAUAAAUGUUUAUUCAAGACAUGUUUUUUGUGAGAAGAAAACUGUUUUAGCAGCCGCCUUGAACAUGUCGACGAUAUCGCACAAGUUGACGACGGACGCGACGCUGUGCUCGCCGCCACGAGCGCCUGAACCUUCCAGUGUCUGCUGCAUCACCGUGCACAAAGGUCCGGCUUCUUCUUUUCAGUUUUUUUUUUCAAUCAUUUGAGCUUAAGUUGCGAUUUUCGGCAUAUCUUUCAAUGCGAUCAUGUUAUUCUCUUUCUACGUUUACGCCAUUAUCCGUCUCAUAGAAACAGCCAAGGAUCGGAAGCUCAACACCGAAAUAAUAGGUGAGAGUCCUAAUUAUCUCAAAGAGGACUAGAAUAUCUAUUCAGCUGUCGGAUCUUUGAUUAUGUGUUUCGUACUGUGCUUUUCUGUGAUUUUCGUGUGGGGAGUGCUCAGAACGCGGCAGCGGAUGUUCAUUCCUUACAUAGUCCUCGAUGCUUUCCUGCUCUUCGCUUUUGCAGGUUCGUUCUCAGAAAAGUUAAAGGAGCUUCGAAGAAAUAUAUAGGGCUCAAACAAGUUCAGAUAUUAUUUGCUAUAUAAUCGGUGAAUUAAGAAAUAAAUGGCAUUCAACUCUCUAUGAACAACAAUUGAUAAAAAACUACGAGUGAUUCAUCAAGAUUUCCGACUCAAACUGAUUGUUCUGUUCAUUUAGUGGUCGCGAGCAUCCCAACUUUUUUAUUGUGACUAUUUUCCAUUGAGAAAAAGUUUGAUUGGCUCCGAGAGAGUGUUUGUCCAAACGGCGAUUAUCUGCUUCACAAACAAGUGAGCGCAUGAUCCGCCGCCAUCCUUCUUUUUCCGAAAUAUCAACUUCCAUUUCAAUAAAUCGAACCCCAGCAAAUAAAAAAUCAAUUGCAGGAACCGUGACCGCGACCUUAAUAACUGUCGCCGACGAGGUCCGAGAAGAAAUUAACGGAGGGACCGCACUUCAAAAAUCGUCGACAUUCUUCUUUUCAGGUAUUAUUGAAGCCAAUUAGUAAAGAAGAAGACAUUUUCAGAGCAGCGUUGCUAUUCUUAA